This is a messenger RNA of Symphalangus syndactylus (siamang), 2965 nucleotides long. RefSeq names its product dihydrouridine synthase 1 like (gene DUS1L). NCBI's taxonomy places the organism in Eukaryota, Metazoa, Chordata, Mammalia, Primates, Hylobatidae. The record is from RefSeq and is a predicted model, not a curated record. Gene Ontology annotation, molecular function: flavin adenine dinucleotide binding; tRNA dihydrouridine synthase activity. Gene Ontology annotation, biological process: tRNA processing.
AUGUUUAUUGUUUUUGUAUGCAAAAAAAAUUAAUAAAAAAAAAAAAAAAAAAAAAAAAAAAAAAAAAAAAAUGUCAAUCUUGAAUUCUAUAGCUAGCAAAAAAAAUCCUUUAAAAACAAGGGUAAAAUAGAGAUAUUUCUUUUUUUUUUUUUUUUUUUUGAGAGGGAGUUUUACUCUGUCACCCAGGCUGGAGUGCAGUGGUACGAUCUCAGCUCACUGCAACCUCCGCCCCCCAGGUUCAAGUGAUUCUCCUGCCUCAGCCUCCCGAGUAGCUGGGACUACAGGCACGCACCACCACGCCUGGCUAAUUUUGUAUUUUUAGUAGAGACAGGGUUUCACCAUAUUGGCCAGGCUGGUCUUGAACUCCUGGUCUCAAUGUGCGCCACCGCGCCCAGCCUUCUGAUGAGCCUUUUCAAAGGAGUCAACCAGAUAUGCAUCUAUCUCAGUGAGCAGAGGGUGACUGAAUAGAGCGGGAGGCAGGUUUGCCCUGAGCAGCUUCCAGCCUGAGUUUUCCUUAGUGAUUCUGGGGUCCCGAGAGAUUUCACAUGUUUUAUGUACUGAACGUCCUGGUUCAACUUCUGGCUUCGCUCUCAGAUAUGGAAAGCUCUGACAAAGCUUCUUUUUACAUCUGUUGGGCCUCAAAUGCCUCCAGUUUAAAAUAACCUUCACAUCCACUCUGGGGUUCCGAGUGGGUCCCCACAGCUCGAAAUAACCCAAGGAGAGUCCACGGGGUGGAGGAAAGUCGAUCGAAGGCUGGCGGCCGCGGAAACCCAGGGCGGGCAAGGAAGGUCCCUGGAGGUUGAUUUUCCGCAACGGAGUGGCUUUCAGAGGCAGUAGGUGAGUGGGUUCGAGGCAGGGCUCUGGGGCCGCUUUAGGAGAGAACGGGAUGAAGCCCCAAAUCCGAACUUGGGGGCUGGGCAGCGCAGGGCCUCAGCGCCACCGUCUACCCGCGGCCCGGGUCUUAUGUGCGCCUCAGCGAGGCCCAAUUCCCACACGGCUGGCGCCUCGUUUCCAGCGAGCUGUCGGUGAGUCCAGCGAGUCCCGACCCCUCUCUAGCCACGGCCUGAUGGGCACGGCGGUGACCUCGGCCUCUGGUCUCCGACCCCGCGCCGCGACCUCUCGUCGCCGGUCCCCUCGGAGACGGGCGCAGUUUCCGGGGGACGCGUUUCCCGCCGCACCGUGGGCCGCCCGGACCGCGCAGGACGGGGCACCUUCCGGUGGCGGCGCGGAGCCCUGGGCCCGGCUGCGGCCCGGCGGCGGCCCCGGCGCGGUGCGGGAGGUCGCGGCGGCCCGGGAGCGGCUGGGGCCCCGGGCGGCGUCGAGACCGGAGCGGGGCGGGCCCGGGACACCGGCACCCGGCGCCCUCGGAGCCAAAGGCGCGCGGCGGACACGGCGGGGCCCUCGCGCGCCUGGAGACGAUGCCAAAGCUGCAGGGCUUCGAGUUCUGGAGCCGCACUCUGCGAGGGGCCCGCCACGUGGUGGCCCCCAUGGUGGACCAAAGCGAGCUGGCCUGGAGGUUGCUGAGCCGGCGCCACGGGGCACAGCUCUGCUACACGCCCAUGCUGCAUGCCCAGGUCUUUGUCCGCGACGCCAACUACCGGAAGGAGAACCUGUACUGCGAGGUGUGCCCCGAGGACCGGCCCCUCAUCGUGCAGGUCACUAUGGCGCCUUCCUGCAGGACGAGUGGGACCUGCUCCAAAGAAUGAUUUUGCUGGCCCACGAGAAACUCUCUGUUCCUGUCACGUGCAAAAUCCGUGUCUUCCCAGAGAUUGACAAGACCGUUAGGUACGCCCAGAUGCUGGAGAAGGCUGGCUGCCAGUUGCUGACGGUGCAUGGACGCACCAAGGAGCAGAAGGGGCCCCUGUCGGGUGCGGCAUCCUGGGAGCACAUCAAGGCCGUGCAGAAGGCUGUGGCCAUCCCUGUGUUUGCUAACGGGAACAUCCAGUGCCUGCAGGACGUGGAGCGCUGCCUCCAGGACACGGGUGUACAGGGCGUCAUGAGUGCAGAGGGCAACCUACACAACCCCGCCCUGUUCGAGGGCCGGAGCCCUGCCGUGUGGGAGCUGGCCGAGGAGUAUCUGGACAUCGUGCGGGAGCACCCCUGCCCGCUGUCCUACGUCCGGGCCCACCUCUUCAAGCUGUGGCACCACACGCUGCAGGUGCACCAGGAGCUGCGAGAGGAGCUGGCCAAGGUGAAGACCCUGGAGGGCAUCGCUGCCGUGAGCCAGGAGCUGAAGCUGCGGUGUCAGGAGGAGAUCUCCAGGCAGGAGGGAGCGAAGCCCACCGGCGACUUGCCCUUCCACUGGAUCUGCCAGCCCUACAUCCGGCCAGGGCCCAGGGAGGGGAGCAAGGAGAAGGCGGGUGCUCGCAGCAAGCGGGCCCUGGAGGAGGAGGAGUGUGGCACGGAGGUCCUGUCCAAGAACAAGCAAAAGAAGCAGCUGAGGAACCCCCACAAGACCUUCGACCCCUCUCUGAAGCCAAAAUAUGCCAAGUGUGACCAGUGUGGAAACCCAAAGGGCAACAGAUGUGUGUUCAGCCUGUGCCGCGGCUGCUGCAAGAAGCGAGCCUCCAAAGAGACUGCAGACUGCCCAGGUCACGGAUUGCUUUUUAAAACCAAAUUGGAGAAGUCUCUGGCCUGGAAGGAGGCCCAGCCUGAGUUGCAGGAGCCUCAGCCGGCAGCGCCCGGAACACCAGGUGGCUUCUCUGAAGUCAUGAGCAGUGCCCUGGCCUGAAGGCCCAGAACGCCCACCCCCAGGACUGCUGCUGGAGCCUGGACACGUCCUACUUAAGGAAAUGCCUUUUACUCAGGGAAUCUCCUGCUACUUCAUGUGGAAAGACACGCCCAUGUCCCCCUUCGGCCCACUCUGGGGGCCUGGAAAUGCUGCAGUGGGAGCAGGCCCCAGGCUGGACCUGCCCUGUCCUCAGCACGCGUGUGCAAAAGUGAACAAUAAAUCAUUUCAAAGAUG